AUAUUAAUCAUCCAUAACCUUAGUAAUUCAAUUCUAAGCUUUUUUCAAUGAAGCGAUUAUCCGGUAUUAUCGUUUUGUCAAAUGGUGGCAAUGGUCAUAUUUAAUAUGGCCGCAGUGGCAAAGUGUAGUUGAAACUGUGUAAAAUAAUCAUAGAUUAAUUUUUGUGUCACUAGUCGUAAGAUAGUUGACAUCCUUGUAUUACGAGUUCCAUGGCUUGCAACGAAGGUGUACAGGCUACUAAUGACGAUGCAAGUGAAUGUAAACGCUGUGCAGCUCAGUUGGGUUAUUGGGAAGAUCGGUAUAUUUCGUUAUUUGUACGCGCGGGAGAGAAAAAACCUCCGGAAAUAAAUCGUGGAUAUUAUGCAAGGGCAAAAGGAGUAGAAAUGUUUAUUGAUAAAUUUUUAAAGAAAAGUGGGAGUGAACGUCAAAUUGUCAACUUGGGAUCUGGCUUUGACACUUUAUAUUGGAGGCUGAAGGAUUCAAAUAAGAAUGUAACAAAUUUCGUGGAGAUGGAUUUUCCCAGUGUCACUGCUAGAAAAUGUUACUUAAUAAAGAGAAAUAAAGUACUGCUUGACAAAAUACACGUGGAAGAUGGAGAAGUACGGCUUAGUGCCACAGACCUGCAUGCAGGAAAUUAUCACAUUGUUGGGGUUGAUCUUCGCAACCUGCAUGAGGUUGAAGUGAAACUAAAUGAAUCCGAGGUGAAAUUCAAUAUUCCAACUUUGUUCUUAGCAGAGUGUGUUCUGGUCUACAUUGAUGCACCACAGGUGGAGCAGUUGCUUAGCUGGAUAGCAAAGAAGUUUGAUUCUGCUUUAUUUGUUAAUUAUGAGCAGGUAAAUAUGGGAGACAAAUUUGGAGAUGUAAUGUUGCGAAAUCUACGAGCACGUGGCUGUCCAUUGGCUGGAGUGGGUGCAUGCCAAAAUCUCGACACACAAAGACAGAGGUUCCUGACAACUGGGUGGAAUGGGUCACUAUCAUGGGACAUGGUGGAAGUAUAUGCCGCACUCCCAGCCAGUGAUCGACAACGUAUUGAACAUAUUGAAUUUCUGGAUGAACAGGAGUUGCUCAUCCAAUUGUUCCAACAUUAUUGUAUAUGUAUUGCAUGGAAAGGAGAAAUGUUCUCCAAAAUUGACAUCACUUAAAACGUUAAUAGACGUGUUUAGACACGUAUCUCAUAAUUUUACUGUUUCAGUGUGAUCUGUUAUUGCAUACGACAAAGUGUCCUGAUAACGGAGCCAUGUUUUGUCCCCUCUUCUCCCAAUACUUAAAGCAGCAUUGCAACUGGCUUUCUCUUCAUUAUUCUGAGACAUCAUACCUAACUUACCUAUGAUAAUUCUUUAACUCUCAGUCUUUAUUUUUCAUUUUCAGAAUUGUAGAAUGUCUUUAUGAAUUCAUAUGCAGUAAGCAAUUCAUCAGACUACCACAGAAGCUCAACCAUUUGCCAAAAAGGGAAACUUAUUUUUUUGACAACCUUGAUACUUCAGUGACAGUUUAAGUGACUGAAGUAUUGGAGAUUGUUACCUAAACUGUUCUCUUUCAAUACCAUACCGAAAAAGGCAUCACAUAAUCUACAGACAUAAGUGCUGAACCCUCCAAAGCAGUAGUUCCUAUGUGAUCAUUCAGAGAAUUCGAGAUUCACUUGCACACAGAGCCAAGGUGGAUUAUUAAAAGUAUCAAUGUAAUAUUUUGUUAACAAAUUUAUCUGUUUACACAUUGUAGUAGCCUUACUAUUACAGUUAAAGAACUAAUAACACUGAGACUUGUAUUCAGAGUAGGUACCUGAUUCAAAUCUUAGCCAAUUUUCUAUCUCUCCUCAAGUUUUUCAUGGGUUUCCUCAGUAUGUUAAGGUAAAAUAACUAUGGGAUAGUAUGUCCAAACAGCCAUCACCGCUCCCUUCCAAAUCCUGCCCAUUAAACAGCAUUAUUAACUUAAGCAUCAGUUGUAAUGCUCUUAAAACAGCUUGAAAUAAAACAACAGUCUGACAAAAAGUAACCUUGGAACUGAGAAAUUCUUUUCUUUUCAUUGGCUCUGAAAGUAUUUGUGGACCAAGGUUCUACCACUCUUCAGUGCCAGGUCACUGUGGUACCUGUUGUUUUCUGGGCUGCUAUUCAAACAUUUUUCUGUAUUUGAAUAUAAAAAUGUGUAAAACUUGUAGCUCUUGACUUCAUCAUAUACCUCACUUCUUAAGAGAUGCUGAGGCCAGAAAUGUUUAUGUUCAACCUAUGCCUUCAUAAGCCAAGAAGUAUGGAAAGUUGCGACUGGCAUAACUAAUUUGAAAUUGAUUAUAGCUAUUUAUACAAUCUGCAUUUAUAAUAAACAUCUUACUCCUCACAUGUGCUUAAAUCUUCUUUACAAAGCUUUCUGAACCAUCUGAAAUCUCUUCUGUCGCUCUCAUAAGAAAUACUGGAUGUGCAAAGGUUAACUAUGCAGACAUUGUCAUAGUGUGAUAUCUGUAUGAAAAUACAUAUUUAUUGUCACAGGUUUCACUGUUAUAUCCUCAGCUCUUCUUCUUUGUCUACCAUCCACACACAUUAAGGUGAAGACUGUUCCAACUCCACAGCCAUUUUUUAAGCUCUCCUCCUAUGUCUGUACCCACAUUAUUUGGAGAUUAUGUAUUUCAACCAUUUCCUGAUUUGGAUACUUCAAAGUUGGGGAAGAACCUUUAUUAGAUUAUAUGGCACUGAAGUUGUAAUCAUGUAUGUUGUGGUAGGCCUGCAGGUUUAAGUAAUUUUCUGUUUCCAUUGUCAUUUCUAUACUGGCACACUUUAAAUGUCUGAUGUUCAUCAGUGUCACUGGCAAGUGCUCUAUGCUUUGUCAAGUCAGUAUGAUUAGCCAGAACACAGCAAAAUGAAAAUAAUACCAACUUUAACAAAUCAGACCAUAACUGUGGUUUCUGUUGUGAAUAUUUUAUAAAACAGCAUGCAGAAACCUCAGAGCAACGUCUUCCCAUAUGUCAUUAUCAUGCCAAAACAAACAUUUUGAUAGUUAUAAUCACUGCACAAACAAGAAACUAUCUUUCAGAAUGAGUAACUAUGGUGGUAUUUCUUACAGUUCACAACUUAUGAAAUGUUUUAAUCAUCAUGUACAUUUACUUGAAUGCUGUAAGAGUUGAAUGUUUUUGUGGAAAAACAAGUAAAUCCUGAAUCAUGUAUGGUGUUCUCUGACCAUAUUCACAUUAUUUGCUGAAUAGUAAGAAACUUUCCUUAUUAAAAAGUAAAACAUUUAAAUCUAUUUUGUAGCAAACAAACUCUGAUUAUAUAUCACCUUAUUUCACAAAAGUUCACCUGAAAUAUCACAAUCAAAAAGUCCAUUACAAAAUAUUAUUGGACAUGCUACAAGACUAUUACUGCACAGAAACACAGAUUUUAAUUUUUACUUUACACUUACACUUUUAAUUACAUAAUUCUCACACGUCCAGCCCACAAACCUGAUCUUCUCUCAGCCUUUAUUCAAUGUCUUGAUAUGAAUCCUAAGACAAAUAAUGAUGGCCUUAAACAGAAGUAAAAUCCAUGCCACUCUAGUGUAGAAAACCAAAAUUAACAGCUAUGGGGAUUCGUUGCGCUGACCACGUGACACUAAAGUUGGCAGUAACUUCACCGACAAGUGGUGGUCGCUUGGUCGGUAUAGUUCGCUUGCAGACUAAUGCCACGGAGUUCGUUUUUUAUGAUCCAUUCCACAGCUCAAGCCAUUGUCAGCUUCUCACCACUGAGCUAUACAUUUAAUCUCGGUACAGUCCAUGUGCAGUGUGGCACUGGGGCAGGUUUUUCUCCAAAUACUUCAGUUUUCCUCUGCCAAUUAUCAUUCUACCAAUGCCCAUUCUAUUAUCUGUCAGGGCUGGUACAGUGGGCCCAUCUGCAGUCUAUGUACUAAUGUAUAGAAUGUGCUUUUAAUGUCCUACUGACUUGUAAUGAUUUUAACCUCAAAAAGUGCUGAAAUACAUUUUUAGUGUGAAACAUA
This is a messenger RNA of Cryptotermes secundus, 3957 nucleotides long. Its product is annotated as leucine carboxyl methyltransferase 1. Gene Ontology annotation, biological process: C-terminal protein methylation. NCBI's taxonomy places the organism in Eukaryota, Metazoa, Arthropoda, Insecta, Blattodea, Kalotermitidae. The coding region runs from base 210 to 1142 and encodes 310 amino acids. Gene Ontology annotation, cellular component: cytosol. The record is from RefSeq and is a predicted model, not a curated record. Gene Ontology annotation, molecular function: protein C-terminal leucine carboxyl O-methyltransferase activity. The transcript has 5 exons.